AUGGGUCCACAAGCUUUUCAAGGUUUGUGUGACAUUUUGAGGAGAGAUGGUGAUCUUCAAGACACACAGCGUGCCACAGUUGAAGAGCAAGUUGAGGAUCAAUUCCUUCGACAACCUAAUGGAACCCAAGUGCCACUUGAAAUACUACAAAGUAGUAGGUUCAACCCAUAUUUUAAGGAUUGUAUUGAGGCACUUGAUGGAACACAUGUUCGUGUCAAGGUGCCUAAUGAGGAUGCACCAAGAUAUCGGGGUUGGGAAGGAACUGCUUCAGAUUCAAGAAUAAUAAAGAAUGCUUUAACUAGAAGCGAUAACUUAAAAAUCCCACAAGGUAAAUAUUAUCUUGUUGAUGCGGGAUACAUGAAUAGAAGUCGUCUGAUUGCACCUUAUAGGAGAGUGCAUUAUCAUUUAAAAGAGCACUCUGUUCGUCCCCCUGAAAAUGCUAAAGAAUUGUUUAAUUUGCGACAUGCGUCAUUGCGCACUGCUAUUGAAAGAGCAUUUGGUGUACUUAAAAAGAGAUUUCCUAUCAUAACAAGUACUAUAGAGCCUAAUUAUUGUGUUGACACCCAAAAUGAAAUCAUUUUAGCAUGUUGCAUACUUCAUAAUUAUUUAAUGGGUGUCAAUCCUGAUGAAAGUCUUAUUGCUGAAGUUGAUGAAGAGGUUUUGCAUUCUCAUCGUGAACGUGUAGCCCCUACUCCAAGAGAAGAUGAUGAGGAUGUUAGGCAAGGAGAUAUUAUAAGAGACUCUAUAGCAUUAGCCAUGUGGCAAAACUAUGUCCAAAUGUGA
Molecule: messenger RNA, 783 nt
Organism: Quercus lobata
Lineage: Eukaryota; Viridiplantae; Streptophyta; Magnoliopsida; Fagales; Fagaceae
Exons: 5
Coding region: 1-783 (260 amino acids)
Source: RefSeq, a predicted model, not a curated record